Messenger RNA from Nannizzia gypsea CBS 118893, 1701 nucleotides. Its product is annotated as NTF2 and RRM domain-containing protein. Gene Ontology annotation, molecular function: mRNA binding. Gene Ontology annotation, cellular component: ribonucleoprotein complex; Ubp3-Bre5 deubiquitination complex; cytosol. Bases 1 to 1701 code for a protein of 566 amino acids. The transcript is spliced from 3 exons. Gene Ontology annotation, biological process: ribophagy; protein deubiquitination. Lineage: Eukaryota; Fungi; Ascomycota; Eurotiomycetes; Onygenales; Arthrodermataceae. The record is from RefSeq and is a predicted model, not a curated record.
AUGGCUACCGAGACCGUCCCUGCCGCCAACGGCACCUACCACAACCACCACCAGGCAAACCCGUACCAGGUAGACCCUUAUGCGGCCUCCCACCAGGCGGCAAACGCCUCGAACGCACAGUAUGCGGCACAGCAGCAGGCCAACACCUCCACACAAGCUCCCGCUACUGCCCACGACUCCAAGAACGACAUCCCCAAGGACGAGGUUGGCUGGUUCUUCGUCGAGCAGUACUAUACCACCCUUAGCCGCACCCCGGAGAAGCUGCACCUCUUCUACUCGCGCAAGUCCCAGUUCGUCUCGGGUGUCGAGGCCGAGAAGGUCAACGUCGCCAUCGGCCAGCGCGCAAUUAAGGAAUGCAUCGAAGGCCUGGACUACAACAACUGCAAGGUCCGUGUUCUGAACGUGGACUCCCAGGCUUCCUUUGAUAACAUCCUCGUUGUUGUCAUCGGUGAAAUGUCCAACAACCAGGGCGCUCCUCGCAAAUUCGUCCAGACCUUCGUUCUCGCCGAACAGCAAAACGGUUACUACGUCCUGAACGACAUCAUCCGCUACCUGAAUGACGAGGAUGAAGAACUAGCUACCGAGGAGGCCCCCGCCGCCGAAGAGGCUCCAGCUGAGGAGACUCAGGCUGCUGUUCCUGUUGAAGCCGCUGCUGAUGCUGCUCCCGCUCCCGAAGCAGCCAUUGACCGCCAGGCCGACACCGAAGCCGCUGCUCAGGAGGUUGACGAGAAGCUCGAGGAGGUUGUCAACGGUGAAGCCAAGCCUGAAGCCGUUGAGGAACAGAAACCCGAGACUGCUGCCGCCGAAGAAGCUUUAAAGGAAGAGCCUGCCGAGGAGCAGCCAGCUCCAGCUGCCGUUCUCCCUGUCUCCUCUGACGCUAUCCAGCCCGAGAAGCCAAAGGAUCCAGAACCUUCCCCCGCCGAUGUCACUCCAAAGGCCCCUACUCCCGCUCCUGCCCCUAUUCCCGAGAAGAAGCCUGUUGCUGCAGUCCCUACCAAGCCCAUGAGCUGGGCCUCUGUCGCCGGAAACCGUGCUGGCGCCACUCCUACUCCCGCCGUCCCAGUUAUCCCUGCUGCUGCUCCGGCCGCCGUUGCCUCUGCUCCUGCCCCCGCCGCGGCUCCUGCUCCAGCUCCAACCCCAGCUGCUCCAGCUGCUGCCCCAACCAAGACCCAGCAGUCUACUCCUACUACCUCCGAGACUGGAGUUGAGAACCAGCCUCCAGCUCAGUCUGAAUGGCAGACCGCUGGCGCCGAGCACGGCAGAAGACAGCCACGCCAGCACACUCCUGCCCAGACCGAAGGUGUCCUCGGCUACGUAAAGAAUGUCAACGAGAAGGUCGAUGCCAGUCUCCUCCGCCAGACUCUCUCCCGUUUUGGUAAACUGAAAACUGCGCCCUUUGUCGAGUUCAGCGAUGCAGCUGCCUACAAGGCUGCCGUUGCCGCUAACCCUCACACCAUUGGAACCGAACAGAUCACUGUUGAGGAACGCCGUCCUCGUGCCAACGCUUAUGGCGGCAACGGUGGUUUCGCCCCACGUGGUGGUGCCGGCCGUGGCCGUGGUGACCGCGUCGGUGGACAGGGCCGCGGUGGUUUCCAGAAGGACUCCCGCUACAACAACCCUGCCCGUAACAGCCGUGGUGGCAGCGCCUCUGGAAGCGGCAAUGUCACUCCCAAGGGCCGUGGCCAGCCACAGGCCAUCUGA